AUGGCAGCCACGCUUUCCCACGCAAAGGCUCGCCACCCGGGACGGCGGAUCCUGACUUGUUCAGAAGGACCUAAUGGGUCACCGGAAAACCAGUUUUUCUCCAGCCCGGGCUGCACGUCCGGAGCCAGCCCUGGGCUCUGCGGGGACCGGAGCAGCGCCGCCCUCGGCUCCGGAAAUGUCCCUCCGCAACUCCCCGGGGACGGAGUGGGCCGCGAUGAACACCCCACCCAGCAGGACAAAGGGGAAAGGCAGCUUCAAAACGAGGAUGGGGGACCAAGGGCGGAGGAUGGAGAGUCGGGAGGCUCCGGCCAGGCGCCCCCGCACAGCUGCACUGAGCAGGCGCGCCCGCCGCCACCGCCCAACGCGGAGUCACAGUGGCCGCGCGCCCGCGUCCCCUCGGUGGCUGUGGCCGUGCGCGCGCCGGCGCCUCCCUGCCUCGGCCCGGGCUUAGCGGGGUGCAUGGAGGGGAAGGAGGAGCAGCCACAACAUAAAAUAGAAGAUGGGGCUAUUGUGCAUGACACUGAGCAAAAAGAAGAAGUUAAAUUUGACAAAGAACCUGGAAAAAUCUCACCACAUUCAAAACCACGUGCUGGAAGAGGACGUGUUUAUUACGCUAAAUUCAUUAACACAAAUGCAAGAACACAUAAUGAGCCAGUUCCCUACAUAGAUCCCAAAUAUGGGCCAGAAGAACAGGAUGACUGGUGGCCACAUGAUAAAGUCCUGGAACAUUCCUUUCAACCACCUUACGACACUAAAAGCACCCAGAGAAGCGACUUCCGAAAGCCCGCGUGCCCACUGGUUUUGCCCAUCAAGCACAGCAGGCUGCAGAAACCUUCUUCAGGAAUCGUUCCACUUGCCUUUCCUAAUGCAUCAGCAGAACUUCAGAGCAAUUUUAUAGAACGCAUCUCCUUUAUACAUCAAUAUGAUGCCAGGAAAACGCCCAAUGAGCCCGUCCAAGGGAAGCGACAGGGAGCGUUUGUGCAGAAAGAAAUAAAACCGGGGACUAGGCCAAUAGUUCCUAAGGGAGCAGAGGUAUUACCAAAUCCUCCAGGGUCACGCUCCUCCGAAAAGCCCGACAAGACAGAGAAAGAAGACUCAGCACAAAACAGCGUGACCUCACCCCAUCUCUGCCUUCAGAAUCCCCAAGAGCUAAUAGAAACUGAAGUUCACUUAUCAGAAACAGACAUAAACGAGGUGGCCCAGGCACACCCCCAGAGUCCAGAGAGAAAGGAGGGCUCAGACCUACAGACAACACAGACAACGGCCGGCGAUGUUCUGCUCACCAGGCACCAGCCUUUAAGUCCAUCAAUAAAAAGUCAGGAUAAAGCAAGAUAA
Messenger RNA from Elephantulus edwardii (Cape elephant shrew), 1335 nucleotides. It is a transcript of the gene CIMIP6, whose product is annotated as chromosome unknown open reading frame, human C2orf73. NCBI's taxonomy places the organism in Eukaryota, Metazoa, Chordata, Mammalia, Macroscelidea, Macroscelididae. The coding region runs from base 1 to 1335 and encodes 444 amino acids. The record is from RefSeq and is a predicted model, not a curated record. The transcript is spliced from 6 exons.